GCGCCGUGCGGCGUCCUCUCGGCGAGCCCCUGCGGCGCCGCCUCGGGCUCUGCGGGGCCUGCGGGCUUCGGGGAUCUGCCGACCCGGUCGAUCUUCUCCGUGUCCGUGGACAACCAAUCCGCGGGGAUCAAGGCGGUGGCCUCUCUGGGCGUCCCCUUGGUCCGGGGUGCUCCGCACACCCUGCAGCUCAUCGUGAAACGCGUGCUGUUUUACAAGGCCCGGCGCGACGACGACUUCUGGAACGCCAUCGAGAAGUGCCGGGGCAUUCCCAAGCAUUUCCAGCACACCCUCCGCCCUGGCAUUAG
Prorocentrum cordatum is the source of this 305-nucleotide messenger RNA. Lineage: Eukaryota; Dinophyceae; Prorocentrales; Prorocentraceae. The record is from the annotation of a GenBank genome assembly.